GUUCUUGACAACACGUUUGGUGUUGAAAUUCGCCAAACAAACCUGAAAGCACAACACUUGAAAAACCCAUCAAUUAGUAGGCUGCUGAAAAGUCGAUCUCCGCUCAACUUUCAUCACGGAUCAGAUCAUCCAACAACAGCCGCCUUGACAGGUGCCAGAGGCCUGACUUAGGUUAUUUGCCUUCCACCGCAAGGAGCACGAGGCACAACUAGUUAUGGCUUUCUGGAGUUCUCUGUCGAGCGAUCAAAUCGGACCACUUCUCGAGGUCGCUGACCAAGUCCACCCCGAUCUGCCCGAAAGCGCCCAUGUUUUCGCCGAGCGCGUUAGGCUCUUCCCAGAGGGCUGCCUCGGGCUUGUGCGGCACGAUGACGGCAAACUCUGCGGCUACGCUAUCUCGCACCCCAUCCGCGCCCGCGAGCCUCCCGCCCUAGACAGCCUGCUCGGGGAGAUUGCGCCAGAUGCGGACCAGUACUACAUCCACGACGUUGCCGUCCUCCCCGGUUUCCGCGGGAAGGGUCUCGCAGCCGAGGUCAUCCGGAUGCUCAUAGAGGUCGCGUGGCGGCACAACUAUCGGACGACGUGCUUGGUUUCGGUCUACGGCACAGCGCCGUUCUGGGCUCGUUUCGGGUUUGUGUCCCAGAAGGUCGGCGCAGCCUUGGCCAAGAAGCUCAAGGAGUAUGGCGAGGAUGCGGUUUACAUGUCGUGCCAAGCUGGACGAUGAUGCCACAGCGUGCCUGAGUUUUGGUGGUACCCGCGAUUCCGGGAUCAACCUGAUUACCUAGAGAUUUGGGUGGUAUUUUGCAGGUGCCUUGAAGUCAUCGUAGGCAUGAUCCUCCAAUAACACGUCCCGCAAUCAAUCCAGGCCGUUCCCGGUAAAGCCGGCCGGGCAUCUGGUCUGCCUUACACUCCUCCUGGUCGCGAUACGGCUGCAUGGCUAACGCCAAGAGCAAGUCCAGGACCAC
Messenger RNA from Parathielavia appendiculata, 962 nucleotides. Its product is annotated as acyl-CoA N-acyltransferase. The coding region runs from base 215 to 721 and encodes 168 amino acids. Gene Ontology annotation, molecular function: acyltransferase activity, transferring groups other than amino-acyl groups. The record is from RefSeq and is a predicted model, not a curated record. The transcript has 2 exons. NCBI's taxonomy places the organism in Eukaryota, Fungi, Ascomycota, Sordariomycetes, Sordariales, Chaetomiaceae.